AUGUUCAUCCUAUCAAAAAUUUCAGAUCUUGUAAGGAUUCCACCAGAUCAAUUUCAUCGAGAUACGCUAUCCUGCAUCACUCAUGAACUAAACAACAAAUACGCCAACAAAAUUGUCCCACAUAUUGGUCUCUGUAUAACGGUAUACGAUAUCCUUGAGGUGGAUGAGGGCCAAUUGAAACCAGGUGAUGGUGCCUCAUAUAUUAGUGUCAUCUUUCGUGGGUUGAUCUUUAAACCGUUCGUUGGAGAGAUAAUAACUGGAUGGAUCUCCAAGUGUACUGCGGAGGGGAUUAAAGUCUCGUUGUUAGGGAUGUUUGAAGAUAUAUUCAUUCCCAAGAAGAUGCUGUUCGAAGGGUGUUAUUAUUCUCCGGAAGAUUCUGCUUGGGUUUGGCCCAUGGAGGAAGACACGAAGUUGUAUUUUGAUUUGAAUGAAAAGAUUAGGUUUAGAGUGGAACAAGAAGUAUUUGUGGACGUGAAACCAAAAUCUCCAAAGGAAAGAGAAAUGGAGGAACAAGAGCAACAAUUGCAAUUACAAAAACAGGAAGAAAGAAAGGCAAAUGGUGGGGAUGUGAAAGAGGAACAAGAAGAAAUAGUGAAAGUAGAAAAACCACCUGCUUAUGCUUUAUUAGGGAGUUGUCAAACAGAUGGUAUGGGGUUGGUAAGCUGGUGGGAAGAAUGA
Messenger RNA from Naumovozyma dairenensis CBS 421, 678 nucleotides. RefSeq names its product DNA-directed RNA polymerase III subunit RPC25 (gene RPC25). Gene Ontology annotation, biological process: transcription initiation at RNA polymerase III promoter; DNA-templated transcription. The record is from RefSeq and is a predicted model, not a curated record. Bases 1 to 678 code for a protein of 225 amino acids. Gene Ontology annotation, molecular function: DNA binding; DNA-directed RNA polymerase activity. Gene Ontology annotation, cellular component: RNA polymerase III complex. Lineage: Eukaryota; Fungi; Ascomycota; Saccharomycetes; Saccharomycetales; Saccharomycetaceae. The transcript has a single exon.